AUGGUUGAUACCGGUGCUACUCAUACAUUAAUUACUCGUUCUCUCCUCAAUACUCUACCUAAUAUCCCAUUUAUCAAAAAUGCUUCUGUCUCUGCUUUACUUGGCGAUGCUUCCACUACUCUUUCUGUUCAAGGUGUUGCUCAAUUGUGCAUCUAUGUCAAUCACAUUCCUACAUCUAUUUCUGCUUAUGUAGUUGAGUCUCUGGGUAUUAAUUUGAUCCUUGGUAUGGAUUGGUGUCGCUCAUAUGAUGUUCUAAUACGUAUUGGUCAACAAGAACUUGAUCUUCGGCAUCCUCAUUAUGGCUCAUCUUCAGUUUCUUUUCUUCAAAAUGCUUCAAUUCCCGCUCGGCUUGCUCAUUCUGUUCAAUUGAAUCCUUCAUAUGAACAUGUUGUUCAGUUAACUACUCCACUGUCUUCUGCUCUUCAAGUUAUUUUUACUCCCGAUAACAAAUUCUGUCAACAUAAACACCUUUUUAUUCCUGAUGCUGUUGUACGUAUUAACAGAUUUCAUACCACGCUUCUUCUUUCUAAUCUUGCUAAUACAUCUGGUCUGUUGCGUAAAAAUACUGUUCUUGGUACUCUCACUUUCUUCUCUCCUUCUCCAGCUGCCAUCAAUCUUACCUCUUUUUCUUCACCAUCUCAAUACUCCGUUUCUUCUCUUUCUUUUCCAACUCUCUCUGCUAUUUCUCUUUCUGAUACGGAAGCUGUAAUUCACAAAUUAUUAGAGCCGCUUUCUGAUGAUUCGAUCCGUCAGACGUUUCAUCCAAUUCUUCAGAAACACCGUCGCGUAUUUGAUCUAUCUGAGCACACUAUCGCUGAUACGAAAAUACCUCAUAUUAUUAUCACUGGUGAUCAUCCACCUGUGAGUGCGCGACCUUACUAUCGUACUAUUGAGCAAAGAAAAGAACUUCAAAAGGAGAUCGACAAGAUGCUUCUUGAUAAUCUCGUCCGCCCGUCUACUUCUCCAUGGUCCUCACCUGUCAUUCUUAAGAAAAAACCCGAUGGUACAUUCCGUUUCUUAGUAGACUUUCGACGUCUAAAUGCCAUCACUAAAAAGGAUGCAUAUCCUCAACCUUCUGCCGAAGAGUUAAUUUAUCGUCUUUCUGGGCACAGCUAUUUCACGAAGCUUGACUUAAAGAGUGGUUACUUUCAGAUUCCAAUUGCACCUGCUGAUCGUGAGAAAACUGCGUUUGUUACACCUGACGGUCAUUAUGAAUUUAAUGUUCUUGCACAAGGUUUAACUAACGCACCCGCUAGUUUCCAACGAGUCAUGAAUAAUUUACUUGUUACAGGUCGUUGGGAUUACGUUGUCGUUUAUUUAGAUGACAUCGUUAUCUUUUCUCAUUCUCUUGAAGAGCAUACUCAGCACGUCGAUGAGAUCUUGUCUAUACUCGAUAAUGCGCAUUUCAAAGUUUCUCCCUCCAAAUGUACUAUUGCCGCACGUCAAAUUGAGUUUCUAGGUCAUAUCGUUUCUGCCACUACUGUUGAACCUUCACCCGACAAAAUUCAAGUCAUUCUUGAUAUUGCACCUCCACGUACACUCUCUCAGGUAAAUCGGUUUUUGGGAAAGAUCGGCUAUUAUCGUAAAUUUAUUCCUGAUUUCGCACGUAUUGCAGCUCCUUUACAUAAAGUAACCAACAAAACUCGUACCAAACGGCACGAAUUUUAUUGGCACCCCGAACAACAAACUGCUUUCGAGCAGUUCAAAAAGAUCCUUACUUCUGAUCCUUUGUUUCUCCACUUUCCGGAUCCUUCUCUACCUUUUAUAGUUUCAACUGAUGCUAGUCUGACUCGUAUUGCUGGUGUUCUUAAACAAGACACUCCCACUGGUCUUAAGAUCUGUUACUACAAAUCUCGAUUACUUUCUACCACUGAACAACGCUAUUCUACCACAGAAGGCGAAGCUCUUGCUAUAUGUUGGUGCCUGGAGCAGUUGCGUCCUUGUAUUGGUACUUCCUCUAUUGUCAUCGAAACUGAUCAUCAACCUCUCGCGAAUAUGCAUAAAAAGUACACCCUUCGUAAUAAACGCAUUGAUAAUUGGCUACUAAAACUUCAAGAUCUUCUGCCACAGAUUCUUUCAAUUAAGUAUCGUCGCGGUAUCGAUAAUCUCGGUCCGGAUUUCCUUACUCGUUACGAAACCUUAUCCACACCUCCACUUUCAGAUGAACAACCAGUUACUCCUGCCCCACUACCACCUCGAUCUUCUUUAUGUUCUACUGCUCUUUCUGAUUCUGAUUGGCCUCCCGGCACUGAGUCUUGGGAUCCCAUCGUCGUUGCUCCUGUUGUUACUCGCUCCAAAACUCGUGCACAUCCUCCAACUACUACAUCUGAUUCGAUUCCACCACUUGUUGGUGCUCUUGCCCCAGCAGCUCCUUCAAAUUCUUCUUCUACUCGUUCCACCAACAUCUCUCAUGAUACGUCGUUAGAUCUCAGUCUUUCUCGUAUUAAACACGAACAACACUCUGAUUCCAAUAGUCUGACUCUUAUUAAUCAAUUGCGUCAACAACCUUCUCAUUCACAAUAA
Messenger RNA from Adineta ricciae, 2523 nucleotides. NCBI's taxonomy places the organism in Eukaryota, Metazoa, Rotifera, Eurotatoria, Adinetida, Adinetidae. The record is from the annotation of a GenBank genome assembly.